UUUUGUAUUUUCCCUGCAGUCGAUGCUGCAUUUUUGCCGCGUUCGUGCAAGGCAACGCGUUGUCAGUGCUGACAGUUCCGAAUUGGCGAUCGGUUGGCUUUGUUGUGUGUUUCUCCGUCAGAUUGGUGCCCCCUAGCAGACACGCACACACACAUACACAUACGCUCUUCACGCAUUCUCCACUGUCCAUCGAAUAUUUGACAGCUAAAUAACACACAGAAACGAGAAUAUUUGGAAACAUUCCACUUCGCGUUAGAGCGGACUAAUUCAAUCCCAAGCGACAAGCCAGCCACGGCUUGAUAAUGUUGCUGCGAUUGAUGGUGGCAAAAGGUUGAUGUGGCAGUGGCAGCCAGAGGGCCGGUUGGCCAGCAGUGAGAGCAAUUCGUGGUCCCAGUGGAAAAGCGGGGUGCCACAUUCAUAGCAAACCGUGCGUGUGUAUUGUGUGGGGUGUUUCAAACGAAAAACGGUGGUUGGAGUUUCAUGUUUGCUCUCUCCUCCCGCAGCAGCUAUCCCCUUCCGUAUUUUGUGUUCGUGCCACAGCAACAGCGACUGUAGGGAGCGGACCGGAAAUCGAAAGCAGUGACCAAACAUAUCUCGGCAGUGGUGCAGAACAUAAAGCGCCAUCCCGAAAACUUCGUCGAAGCGACUAGAAGUGUAGCGUAGCAGCAGCGACGCACCACGGGAAACCAACGAGAGAGAGAGAGAGAGAGAGAGGGCAGCAGCCAGCAAAAGGACACACGGACACGGACGGCUGUCGUGCACAGUGGCACAGUGUGGUGUGCGUAUGCCUUUCCGAAGGCAUUAGAGUACAGUGAAAGGGCUACGAGCACCGACGGCGUGCGUGUGAUUUCUCGUUGACACCCCCCGGAUACGUAAACGGCCUCAAAAUUGAGGAAAUAGAGGAAAUCGUGGAGACGGAGGUUAUCCUCUCUCCGGAUGAGAUGCACCAUGAGGAGUUCGAGAUCACGAUGGUCCCGAUGGAAUCGACAACCGUGCUGACCACGGGCGGCACGGGCACACUGAAGCGGGACGUGCGCGACAUGGUGCGGGAGGCCAACUUUCAGACCAAGCUGCUGAUGCAGGAAAACGAAGCCCAAGACUACCAUUUCCAGCAUGCGUCGAGCGCGGACGAUACGGAGGGCUCGGACCAGGAGCACACGCUGGGCGACAUUACGUACAAGAGCGAGGCGGACGGUAAUGAUACGAUGAACUCCAGCAACCAAAGCUCGAGCCGCAAGCGGCGCGGCAACCUGCCAAAGCAGUCGGUAAAGAUCCUGAAGCGAUGGCUGUACGAGCACCGGUUCAACGCGUACCCGACCGAUGCGGAGAAGCUGACGCUGUCGCAGGAAGCCAAUCUGACCGUGCUGCAGGUGUGCAAUUGGUUCAUCAACGCGCGGAGACGCAUCCUGCCGGAGAUGAUUCGCCGGGACGGGCACGACCCGAUGCACUACACCAUCUCGCGGCGGGGCAAAAAGCUGAGCGGCCAGAUGGUGGGGCUCGAUGGGAUGAAUCCGCUCGCGAUGAGCCCCGCCUCGGAGGUCAUUGUCGGCGCGACGGAGGAGAUCAUCGAGGAGGAGGAGGUGAUCGAGGACGGUGUGCCACAGAUCAUCACCAGCCACGGGCAGCAGUACGUGCAGACACCGUCCGGGCUGGUGAAGGUGGAGGAAGAUGUGGACUUUGAAGAUCACAUCAUCUAUCGCUCGGACGACAGCAACAUUGAGUAUGAGUACGCGCAAAGCGAAGAGGAGAUUCCGGUCACGGAACAGGGCGAAUGGGACGGUAUGAUUCGCUACGCGAAUGAAAAGGAUGAUGAAAUUCCGGAAGAAAUCACGGAAGAGGAAGUUAUCGCAUCGGAUGGAGGGGAGAAUGAGUUUUUUACCACGACGACACACACCAAUCUCGCGAAUAUACCCUUACAGCAGUCGUCGACUAACGUUUCAGUUCGGCCAACUGUAACGAUGACUGCUGCUAAAAUAAUUACAACUACACCAGGAGGUGUACAGCGAGUAAUUAUCGGCCAGUCGAAUACCGGCAGUAACGCGAUCAGCACGUCACAGGGCGGCAGUACCACGCUCGGUACGCUGAAGCUCGGUGGCAACCUGACGGCCGUCCCGCUGCAGGGUGGCCUGAAGGUCGGUCCGAAAAAGCUGACCGUCGUGACGAGCAGCGGCAAGACGGCGACCGUGACCGCGACAUCGCUCGGCGACUCGAACACCAAGACGAUAACGCUCGUGCAGAGCGGCAGCAACAACAACAAUGCUGGAAAUGCGAACAACAACAACAACAACUCCCAGAACACCAACGCGCACACCACGACGGCGGUGAAGGUAAAAGGUGUAAUCCGUGACGAUAAGGAUCAAUUCAAGUGUUUAUACUUGCUGGUGGAAACUGCGGUUGCCGUACGCCAGCGGGAAAAAGAACAGGACGAUGUGCACGUGCUGGGCAAUUAGAGAGAAAGAGAGAGAGAGAGAGAGCGCGAGAGAGUCCUACCGAGAAACGAUUGCUUGAGCUGUGGUGAACCACAACAGACGCAGAAACCAGCCACCACCGGACAACGCACGAAAGAGGAACCAGCACAAUACAGCAUUUUGUGGCGCGUUGCUCCUUGCAGUUCAUUGGUGGGAUGUGGAUGGCGGCGUGUGGUUUUUCGUUCUGUUUUGCUGUAAUCAGCUAGAUCAGUAGAUGGUGGUUGUUCCUUCCUCCCCCCAUAUCUCGAUUCUUUCUCCCUUUCGGUGUGCAAACUCCGGUGCGCACAGAAGCAGCAGCCAUGUGGUGUUUUACGUUGUGGUUAUUGGGAGGAUGGGCUUGCAGUGCUGGUCUGGCGAGAAGGGGCCAGCUUUGUGGUAGAGUCAAAUGUCGAAGCAAACAUGAAGCAAACUCUUAUUUGACGUUAGCAGCAGCAGAGAAUGUGUGUAUAUAUGGAUAUAUCUGUAUGCCUCCCACCCCCCCCUUUGUGUAAUGUGUGAGUAAGCGAACGAGAGGCCGGAAUAUAGAAGAAAACAUUCAUUUUAGUUGAAAGUAUCGUACAUCUGAAGGCGCUUACGCAGUUAUGUUUAAACUAUAGAGAGAGAGAGAGAGAGAGGAAAAAGCGAAAGAGUGAGGCAGAACUCUGUUGUGUGGGUUAGUUUAUUUAGUGUAAACCAGAACACCGUACCUUGAGCUUUGGUAAAGUCACUGCUACCAAUUGGUCGUUAAAAUAGUUAUGUUAGGCUAUGUUUUCUUCUUCUUUUUUAGCAACCGCCAACGCAUUCAAAGAGUUGCACACUGUAUCGAGUGAGCACACCGAUAUAAAAAAGCACACACAAACACACACCUAUACUUUAAUCCAUCAAUAGUUCUUUUCAACGGGAUAUAUGACAACAGGACGAGCGAAAGGAUAAGAGCCUCGAUCCCAGCGAUCGAGACACAAGAACACGAACAAAACAGUUUGCUUUCGAGCAAAUGGGGUUUGCUUAAACAUAGCUCAUCCCUCAAAAAAAACAAACAAACACACACACACACACACACACACACACACACACACACACACACACACACACACACAGUCACCACGAUUGUAAUUAGGUUGAGAUUCUGUCGAGUCUUUUUUUACAAUCUAUUGCAAAAGUGUUGUUAAUUACCUUGCAGAGAAUACAGAGAGAAUAUGAUUGACACAGAAGAGUUUCAGUUGGUUAACAUCAAUUGUCAACCAAUUGUACUUCUCAAUCUGUUGAUAUCUGUUCUGAUGUAUAGUGGAUGGAAUAAUCCCCACCUCAGAUGGUGGGACGUACCAUUCGUUUGUACGUGCGUGUAGCGUGUUUUCUAUUGCUUUAAGCGUAUCUAACAAAGGCAUUCUCUGGUGUGCGCUCCCCGUUCCGUGUUAUAUAUUUGCGCAAACAACCAGUUUUACUCUUUACAUACAACCACCCGGAUCGCCAGUACUGAAGAGGCAAUUUAAAAAUUCACUAUGUUUUUUUUUACAUCAAUCUCCCACUUCAGCUCCCCAACACGAAAGCUUUAUAUUGUACAUAACGGUGGCAGUGGGUGAAAUGCUUUUUUCUCAUUUGCAAUCCAUCUAUUACUUUCUUUUAAUUCUAAAUUGCAAAAAAAAAAGUCAAACAACCUGCCUCUCCCUGCCAUGUAAAGAAAUUACUGUGGGGAAUGGUGGUGGAGGUUUACUUUCAUUGGAGUCCCUUUUUCUAUAUUCGAUUUGAUGUUUCGGUUUUAUUUUUGGAAUUGGAAAAGCUUUUAUCAGCCCGAGCAAUUGUUUUAGUGGACGCAAGUGUGUGUGUGUGUGUGUGUGUGCGUGUUUUGGCACAACUCAGAAAAGGGAAGAAAAGCCUUCAUACAAACAUACUAAUGUACGUAACUUAUACCGUCGCACAAAUACAAUGCAACCAGACAAAGAAAUCGAACAUCUAAAUGCUCAAAAUGCUUUCUUUUUCUCCUUUCAUUGUACAUUGAGGCGUACGAAAGCGGGGUUCUGUGAAGGGUUCCUUUUCAAUUGCCACCCACUCUAUCACCCACCCCACACCAACCACUCUCGGCUGUUGUCUAUUUCAUUCUGGUAACGGUUUCGUAAUUGAAAUUUAAUUUUUAUCAAAAUCUCUCAAACACCGGUACCACCACAUGGUCGUCGUGUGUGUCACUACUCACACGGACCAUAGUGGACGCUGUUUGAAGAAGGAAUUUUAGCAAACGAAGAAAAACAACCUGUCCCCCUACUCUAAAUGUAAGCUUUUUUUAAAUACAUUUACACAUCACUGCAUAUAAACGGCGUGAUGGUGUGGUAUCAUCUCGUCAGUGUCAUACGCGUACGGAGCGGGGGAAGAGUGGUACCACCACCCCACACUACUCUACCUCUGUCCGUUUUGGGAAGUGAGCGAGAUUUUUAAUUUGAUAUGAUGGUGGCCCAAAUUAGCUUAUAAUUUAAUUUAUACAACAAUUGAGUUUCUCUCUUUCGCAUCAAAACUCUUGCCAGAAUGAGACAGCGUUAAAGUGGUCGGGUGGGGUGGGUGAUGAGAUGAUUAUGCUGGUACGAUCAUCCUUCUCUUUCCCGCUAGCAGUAAGCCCCCUUUUCCCCACUUAUAUUUCUUUACAUGAUUGGGUGUGUGUAGUUGUUUUUUUAUUAUUAGCAUGUAUUUUUCUUUAUAAAUUAAAAUUCCCCCCUUUUUUCACUAUAAUAUCCCGCUCUCGUGUGUUCCUCAAAAGUGUGUUUUGUAAAACAUCUCCUUAAAAUGUGCAAACUAAUUGGCCAAAAAAACAUAAAGAACAGCGUACAGAGGGGGAAAGGUAGCAACCAAAAAAUGCAAACAACCGAGCGAUGCAGAAAGAAAGAGAGAUGCACGGUAGAGAAGGGAAGAUCUUUAUGGUACAACAAUACUUCGGUGGUAAACACAAGUUUAGGCUUUAAGAGGAAAGAAGCGAAGAAAAUUGAUUCGACCGGGAGAGAACAACGGUUUUGUGCAACAGAAACACACACACACACACAUAACACGGAAAAAAGCCAGACAGACAGGGGCGUUGGUGUCGCUCAUGCAAUUUCUGAACGAAUUAUAAGUGUAAGAGAAAACAGAGACUCUCAGUAGUAGUGUGGUACUACGCGCGGCGUUCGGCGCGGCGGAAACUAGGCCAGGAUACGUUUUAUAAAUAUUUGUAUAGAGAGACAAAGCUUAUCGGGGGGUGUAGGGGGGAAGGGAGGAGGAGAGGGGAAACUCCCUCUUUCCUCCCUCCCUCCACUACCCCCCUUCCGGCAAACAGUGGUGGUGGUUGUGUGCGGGGCCACGCAUAUAUUGUUAUAAAAGGGCGCGAAAGUGCUUCUAUGUAGUGACAAAAUCGAAACAG
Molecule: messenger RNA, 5823 nt
Organism: Anopheles merus
Lineage: Eukaryota; Metazoa; Arthropoda; Insecta; Diptera; Culicidae
Exons: 7
Coding region: 942-2450 (502 amino acids)
Biological process (GO): regulation of transcription by RNA polymerase II
Molecular function (GO): DNA-binding transcription factor activity, RNA polymerase II-specific; RNA polymerase II cis-regulatory region sequence-specific DNA binding
Source: RefSeq, a predicted model, not a curated record